CCUCAGGAGGGAGCGGACCUCGUGUGGGAUGUUUUUCUAGAAAUUCUUAAAGGAGCAGUCCCGGCCCUGACCGAGAUUCAGGAGGUCAUAUGACGUGCUCUGUUAGUCACAUGACCAUCUGCAGAUUUGUACACUUUGUAGUCCACUUUUCCACACAGCCAUCAGCAUCUUGAUUAGACAAUAGUAAGUAUAAUUGACAUUGAGGUACAUGAGGUACAUUACUUCCUCAAAAGUUAUUAUGACUCUUUAGAAUGACAAAUAAGCCUUAAAUUAAUGUCUAGAAAUGCUUUGAUAAAGUAAUACUUUAUGACUGAUUUGAAUGGUUCCAUUUAAAACUGUUUUGAGUCAUUGCCUCCCCCUGCUGGUCAAACCUGAUCAUCACAGCUGUCAGUCACUAAUCUUAUUGGAAGCAGGGCGGGACUAAACCCGCUGGCCAAUAGGAGAAAGCUGAGUGGUAGCGUUACCAUGGAAACAGCAAACUAGCCGAGUAGCGGUCGUAGUAAGCAACAGCUAAACUAACAACAGGCUAACGGCUAACCGACGAGCUAAUGAAUUUACCCCAGCAAUAUUUCGAAAGAAGUUGAAUGUUAAAAUGUCGCCAUCGAGCGCUGAACUUUGAACGAGCAGCCAGAAGUCCUCACCGAAGCCCGCUGGCGGUUUUAGUUAGCCUGCUAGCGUCGCGUUAGCGGCUCCGGGCUAACGCUAAGCAGGAUGCGAUGACCGUCUCUGCUAUUCGCGGGCUCGGUCGGUCCCCAUCGUCGGUAAACCGUUUGCUGGUUCCGCUACCGGGAUGGACGUGAGCUAAGGUUUGUCCCGGCCGCUGCUUCUCCGGACCGGAGCCCGUGAGUUGCCUUUCCGCUCAGCCAUAGACCCGGACCCGGUAGGGCCCUACAGGACCCUGCAAACCCGGCAUGAGAUGCUGUAGACCGGACGGCUGAUUGACAAGCUGAGCCCCGCACACGUAUGUUGAAAGGAUGGACGCCUGCAGCACCAACCCCAACCGCACGGCACCCGUGGCUGAGGACGGUCCGCAGCCAUCCGACGUGCGUCUGUGCUCUCGGACCAACGGCUGGAGCUGGCCGCCUCAUCCCUUCCAGAUGCUGGCUUGGCUGCUGUACGCCUUCUUCGCCAUCAUGGGCCUGGGCAUCUUUGUGCCGCUGCUGCCCGCCCACUGGACCCCGGCGGGCUACAUUUGCACCAGCAUCAUGUUUGUUUGCCACUUGUGUGCGCACGUUAUGGCCGUGUCCAUCGACCCGGCCGACUGCAACGUCAGAGCCAAGAGCCGCAAAGGUCCGGUUCCCGCCUUUGACCGCUCCAAACACGCCCACGUCAUCGAGAACUGCCACUGCUACCUGUGCCAGGUGGACGUAGGGCCAAAGUCAAAGCACUGCAGUGCGUGCAACAAGUGCGUGGCCAACUUUGACCAUCACUGCCGCUGGCUCAACAACUGUGUGGGAAGCAGGAACUACAAGUUAUUCCUACACAGUGUGGUCUCGGCUCUGCUGGGUGUGUGUCUGGUUCUGGUGGUCUCUCUGUACGUCUUCAUUGAAUUCUUUCUGGACCCGGCCAAACUCCGCACAGACAAACACUUCUGGGUGCAAAAUGAGACCAACGUGUGGUUCGUCUUCCUGCCUCUGGCGCCCGUGAGAGCGGCGUCCGCUGUGAUUCCCUCGCUGGCAGCGAUCACCAUCACGCUCGCUUUGCUGUCGUCUGUGCUGCUCUGCCACCUGCUCUGCUUCCACAUCUACCUCAUGUGGAACAGGCUGAGCACGUACGAGUACAUUGUGCGUCAGCGCCACCGUCAGGACGGCAGACACACGCCAACACCAGCAGACGUCAAACAGACCACCUCUCACUCAGUCGACUUGAAGGAUUCAGACCACUCAAGGACGCUGGGCUACACCGACGCUGAUGUGGGCCGGGAGGAAGUAACCACCACAGUGUCCCUACGGGGGGACGAGUUCAUGGCUACUGGGGGAGUGAGAGGUGUGUCCACUCCUGUUCUGGAACUAGAGGCCCCGCCCACUCUAUCUGGAGAACAUAACACAGGAGAGCACAAACACAGACACACACAGAAGAAGAAGAGGAGGAAGGUCCAUAAACUUCCUGCAGACGUACCCACAGAAAGUCACUGUCCAGCUUCAGCUCCGCCCCCUGGCGCAGCCCCGCCCACAGCCGAGUCCUGCAGCCUGUCCACCGUGUCCUUCGGCCAACGCCUUCCUUUCCCAGCAUUCCCCCUGAGGGCCUCUCUGCCCCCCCUGGCCCCGGCCUCGGCGCCCAUCAUACUGGCCGCCGCCCCACCCGCCGAGUACAACUCCGACUCGGCCGAGUCGUUGGAGGAGAUCCCCGUGGCGUUGGCCAAGCUGGGCUCUUCGUCCUCCGCAGGAGGUGUCCGAGACAGAGGCGCACUCCUGUCCCCCUCCCCUCUGCCCAGGACUAAGAGGAAGCUUGCCCCGUCCCGCUGCAAUAAGAGCGCCGCAGAGUUGAGCUUCAGGACGCCGUCUGCUCAGUCCCCCUCGGUGUUCGUGAGCCAGGCCAGCGGCGUGACCAGACCUUCUUGAGUCAGCAAUGACAUGGCGGCACCUUCCUCGCCACACCCGCACAACCACUUUUUGAUACACCAUCCUCGAGUACGCUUGGGACCAGCAGUGAGCAGGGCGUGUCCUGACAGCUGGAUUGCCACGGUAACCAGGCCAACACAGUUGACCUCACUUCCUGUUUCUUACUGUUUGCCGCAUCGAUGGCGCAAAUGCACCCCCCCCUCACGUGCACGCCACUCACUUCUCAUCGAGCGUGAGAAUCACUAUUUAUUACAAAGGUCACCUCCCCCUUGCUGAUGACCUGCUUGAGUCGUUUGGAUGAAUGCUAGUUAUCUUAGCGUAUGUAAAUGAAGUAUGUAUGCUAGCCUGCAGCAAAGGAGGAGUUAAUGUCCGUGUCCUCACAUCAAAUCAAAAUAAAAGGACAUCUUUUAUCCUUGUUGACUAAAAAGUUGGACUUUGGAUCUCUACAACCUGGAAAUGUUUGCUGAUGACCUUCAAACUAGUUGCCACCAGCAGGCGUGAAUGCUGGGUGUGUUUUCACGAUCGCCCAGCAGGAUGUGACAUCAUCAAUGCAGUUGUUUCACUUAGCGGCUCCAACGUGAUCUAGUCUAGUGUGUGUGUGUGUGUGUGUGUGUGUGUGUGUGUCGUCCCUCCCAUGAUGGGAGGACCGGUUGCCCCAACAACGGGUCAUGACAACAUCCAAACAGUGUCACUGCGAAGGAGUGGCCUUGUGAAGCACGACACAAACACAUGCACAGUGUCGGUUCUGGCCGUGGUCCAGUUCAAUCAUGACUCCUCUGAGCAGCUGCAGCGUUCACAACAACAAAGACCAGAACCACCAGCACUGGCGUCGCUACUGUCUCCUGCUUCCUGUCUGCUGGCUCUGUUCAGUUGUUGUGAUGAUGGAAGUCUGGCCCUUGCAGGUCUCACCAGUCCUGCCCUUGUUGUGGACACGUUGACCAUCCGAGUCAUCGUCUCAAAUGCUUCUCUUUUACCAUGAAAACAAAAAAAAACCUUGUUGACCCCCGACCUUUGCCUUCUUGACUGGGGCGGCGAGAGCCAACCCCGACGUCUCCCGCCCGCAUCCUCCCUCCCCGCCUGUAUGAUGCUGGACAGGAUGUCACCGUGACAACGGGAUAAACACACGACAACAAACCUUCAGCUCAUUUGAGCGAGUGCAAGCAGCAGAGGCAGCAGAAGAAGAGACGGACAAGGCCUCCAGGUGUGGACGGUGUGACCAGCCAAUGAGAUGCUCAGACAGAUAGCAUGAAAAAGUUGCUAGGUGGUUAAAUAAAGUGGUUAAAGUGUGG
Messenger RNA from Doryrhamphus excisus (bluestripe pipefish), 3850 nucleotides. RefSeq names its product zDHHC palmitoyltransferase 1 (gene zdhhc1). The record is from RefSeq and is a predicted model, not a curated record. Gene Ontology annotation, cellular component: endoplasmic reticulum; Golgi apparatus. Gene Ontology annotation, biological process: peptidyl-L-cysteine S-palmitoylation; protein targeting to membrane. Gene Ontology annotation, molecular function: protein-cysteine S-palmitoyltransferase activity. Lineage: Eukaryota; Metazoa; Chordata; Actinopteri; Syngnathiformes; Syngnathidae.